AUGGUGUUUCUUACUGGGGCGUAUUCCGCCCCAAAAUCUGAAUUUGUACGCAUCGUCAUUUCAUCUAACGAAGGCGAAAUCCAAUUAAACCUUCGAAAACCGGAUACCCCAAUUUUCCAUGAUAACUUCAAGGUCAUUUUGUCAACCCGAAGUGAAUUAGGUGAAACUAUUCUGCUUGAUGGAACACCAUCGAAGGAAAUAAUUUCUCAACUUGACGACCAAAUUCAUAUUGAUCCGGACUCAAAUGCCGUUGUCAGAUUGACCAAAGUAAACGGGCAGGCGAAAUUGUUUGGACAUAUCAACAAUCGCAUGAUUUCUUAUCACGAGGAUGAAAAUAUCCACAAAUUAGCAGAUGAGAAUCUGUCCGAGGAGGUGUCUGACUACCUGGAAAUUCCUGAUGAAAUCAGACUCGCUCAUCCCCCCGUCGCUGUAAAUAGAUCCACCGACGCUGUCGUUACCGUAGAAUUGCUCAUCGUUGUCGACAAUAUGCUCACUUUACUCUUGGGAGGAGAUAUUAACAGGAUUAUAGAAUAUUACGCUAUAACUGUGAGAAGCGUUAACAACCGAUAUGCAACUAGCACGGAUCCCAGCGUUACCGUUAAGCUCGUUGGAAUUGUAGUAAUUCAGAACAUUGAAAAUCAACCGUUCAUCGAAAACCAUCGGAAAUUAAACGGAAAUUACGACCCCUUCGGUAUUCUACCCGACUUUGCGAGAUUUCUAGUCACAAAUGGAAGUGCCUUCCCUCUUCACGAUUUGGGAGCAUUGCUAACUGGUGUUAACAUGGGGUACGCUGGGGGAAUUGCUUAUCUAGGUGGAGCAUGCCAGGAAACUGUGAGGGCUUCCAUAAGUCGAGAUGAAGGAGCAACAUUUCGCGGGAUUGGGGUUCUAGCGCAUGAAAUGGGACAUAAUUUGGGCGCGCCGCAUGACGGUGAUGCCGCGUCAGGUACGGAUUCGUGUCCAAAUGCGGACCGAUACAUAAUGAGCACAGCGGGAGGAUUUGGUCCAAAUGGGUACAACUUUUCGACUUGUAGUAGGACAAAUAUGAACACAUUUUUUGGAACUGCAACUGCCAACUGUCUCUAUUCUCAAGAGUCUCCAACCUGGCACACACCGUCGCCCCUCUUACCAGGCGAUUUGAUAAAUUUGGACGAUUUCUGCCGGGUUUAUCGCCCCGACGCAUACGUUUCGGAUACCCACACCCCUGACGAGCUGUGUCAAAAUGUACGGUGCAAGUAUCGUGCUCCAUGUGAACCACCAAAUGAACAUCUUGUAUGUAAUUGGGAUGUGACGCUGAAUCAGAUGGCACCAGAUGGCGUUUCCUGUGGGAUAGGCGGGAGAUGCACGCUUGGCAUGUGCCAAAAUUAG
Folsomia candida is the source of this 1365-nucleotide messenger RNA. Its product is annotated as zinc metalloproteinase-disintegrin-like batroxstatin-2. Gene Ontology annotation, biological process: proteolysis. The transcript is spliced from 8 exons. The record is from RefSeq and is a predicted model, not a curated record. Gene Ontology annotation, molecular function: metalloendopeptidase activity. Bases 1 to 1365 code for a protein of 454 amino acids. Lineage: Eukaryota; Metazoa; Arthropoda; Collembola; Entomobryomorpha; Isotomidae.